AUCUAAUAGCAAAACUCAAAGAGCUUCAGAGAGUUGCUGUGAAACUUCAAGAACAAUCUUGGAUUCUUUUUGAAGUGGUGGACGAUGGAGAAUAAUGAUGCAUCACCCUUUUCUCCGGCGAACCCACAUUUCUUCCAGCGUCUUCUUUCCGGUUUCCAGAGCCACCUCAAAAUUCCUCUGACGUUCUUCUCCAAGCAUAUAGAGGGAAACCACGAGGGUAAUACUGUUAAACUGAGAUCAGAUUCUUCGGACAGAACAUGGAAAGUGAAGAUGGAAGGCCGUAUGAUAACUGAAGGUUGGACAGAGUUCGCCAAGGCACAUAAUCUUAGGGUCGGUGACUUUGUUAUCUUCAGACACGAAGGAGACAUGUUGUUCCAUGUCACUGGUUGCUGUGAGAUCCAAUACGUACAGUCUGUUAGCAACUACAAUAAUAAAGAGGAGAGUGACGAAAUUGGAGAAGAAUCUUCGUCCAAGCUAACAUGUUUUAGCCAAUCUGUGACGGCUUCAAAUCUAUCAAAAGGAGCUGUGGGUGUGCCCUUAGAUUUUGCAAGUCAAAAUGGUUUGAACAAAGGGAGGCGUGUGAUAGCUUUGAGGAACCGAGAAGGAAAGACGUGGGAAUCUGAAUUAAGGACAACGAGUUCUGGUCAGGUUUUCAUAUGUCGAAACUGGAGAAGUUUUUGCACGGCGAGUAAGUUAAAAGUUGGAGACUCUUUCCAAUUUAAACUGCUUCAAAACACGGAGAGGCCUGUGCUCCAGCUCUGUAGCCGCUCAAAGGAGACUCUAUCCGAAGAUACACUCCGGUUUGUGAAGAUAACUCCUACAGCAAGUAGCCUUGAGACUGGUAAACAGAAUCUACCGCUACAUUUCACGAGAGCGAACCAGCUCAAGAGGCCGGGGAAGAUAAUAUUAGUAGACAAAGACAAAAUCGAGUGGCCGAUGAAACUUAAGGAAGAUAUUAGAAGUGGAACUAUGUCCAUCAUUGAUGGUAAGGGCUGGAAAAGAUUCUGUGCAGCGAAUGAAGUAGUCGUAGGAGAGUCUCUAACUCUGGAGUUGAUGAUCCGACCUGGGAGACUUCCUUUGCUCAAGUUUUGCUCUAAGAUGGACCAACCACCGCUUAAAACAAAGGCUGGAGGACGCAAGAGAGCUCGAGUUCAGAGACUGAGACAGGAGAGUAGAUUGGAGCAUGACGUCUCAAAUCAGGAGGCUAAGGUUAAAACAGAGUGCUCAAGCUAAUAUAACUACUAUCCAAGACACAACAGUUCUUCCAAUGUUCGAGUUCUGCUCCGUUGUCAACAAAACCUAGUAGCUGUUUAUGAUUUUGAACUAGUUGGCUAAGAGUCAAAGCGUCUGUUUAUUGCUUAGGCAA
Raphanus sativus (radish) is the source of this 1366-nucleotide messenger RNA. RefSeq names its product B3 domain-containing protein REM8-like. Gene Ontology annotation, molecular function: DNA binding. The record is from RefSeq and is a predicted model, not a curated record. The coding region runs from base 85 to 1233 and encodes 382 amino acids. NCBI's taxonomy places the organism in Eukaryota, Viridiplantae, Streptophyta, Magnoliopsida, Brassicales, Brassicaceae. The transcript has 6 exons.